AUGCGGUUCCACCUGCUCGGCGUAGGCUCCAUCGGCUCCCUCGUCGGGUUCCACCUCAAGCGCUCGAUACGCGCACAACGCGCCCACCUCCAGCCCUUGUCCCGGGCGCAGGCACGCAAGAACCUCCUCCUCUCCAACCUCGACCCAAACGGCGGCGACUCCGAUGGCAACAGCGCGGCCGCCAACAGGGCGCUCGUAUCACACAUCCCGCCCCACGUCAGCCCCUUUCUGCCCAACCCGACAGACACCUCAGUCACCCUCCACGUCCGCCAGCGCCUCUUUGCAAAGCAGAUUGACCGCCGCGCCCACAACUCGAUCCUCGUCGAUCGUGCGGGCGUCCGCGGCGUAGAGUCGGGCUUCGUCGUCGAAAGGUCGAGCGCCGCCUCCGACGUCGUCUCGUCGCUCGUGCGCACAGACGACCGCCACCGCAGGCCCGCUCAGUUCCAGAUCUCGCGCGCCUCGGGGCCCAGCGCCGCCUCCACGACCUACGAUGCACCCAUCCCGGACGGCGACGGCGGCGUGUCCCUCAUCUCGUCGAUCGAGGGGCGCUACCAUGACCCGCUCCACUCGCCCAUCGACUGCCUCGUCAUCACCACAAAGUGCGACGCCACCCUCGCCGCGCUCCGCCCGCUGCUGCCCCGCAUCCACCCCUGGAGCACCGUCGUCCUCAUCCAGAACGGCAUGGGCGUCAUGGACACCCUCCUCGACCGCUGCUUCCCGGACCCGGAAACGCGGCCAAACUUUGUCCUCGCCACCACCACCCACGGCGUGUGGAAAAAGGCGCCCCUCAACGUCGUCCACGCUGGCAUCGGCGAGCUCCACUUUAGCGUCGUGCCCAGCCCGCGCGGCGGUGCACAGGGGUUAGAGAUGGAGCUCGAGGCCGAGAUGGCGCAGCGCUCCAUCGCAGCAGCAGCAGCGGCGGCGACCGAGGGGCAGGAUCUUCCGCCAUUACGCAAGACGGCGGGGACCGGGUGGGACAAGUUUGCAGCGGCGGCCGAGGAGGAGGCGCGGUCCGAACAAGCCUCGUCGUCGGCAGUGGCAUCGAGGGGGAUACCGGGGCAGACGGCAGCGGACACGACGACGGCGACGGCGACAGCAUCAACAACGGACUCGACCGCAGCAGCACCACUACAACCGCUGCUCGACGUCGGCGGCAUCCCCGACGUGGCGAGCCUGCGGACGCUGCGGCAUACCGUCUCUUCGCUGCUGGCGCUGCCGCUCAACGUGCAGUGGAUCCCGGUGCGCGAGUACCAGCUCAAGGCGCUGCGGAAGCUGGCCAUCAACGCGUGCAUCAACCCGCUGACGGCGCUGGCCGACUGCAAGAACGGCGACCUGUACGCCAACGAGUCGGCCAUGGACGCCAUGUGGUCGGUGUGCGUCGAGAUCUCGGCCGUCCUCGAGGCGCAGGUGCGCGACCAUCUGGCCCGUCAUCAGCGAAGGAGGGGAUCGAGAGGUGGGAAGAAUCGCAAGCGUUCCGGUAGCAGUGGCAGUGCUGCGACAAAAGCAGCGACGUCGACGACGGCGGUGCAGGGGGAGGAGCGGGGGCAGGUGGCAGUGAAGAGUCGACUUCCACCUGCCUCUUCGCUCUCGACUGCGGAUCUACUGAUGCGGAUUGGGGAGGACGGACGACCGGCGCUGGAUCCGAGUCUGACGGCGCGCUCGCUGUACAACGACGUGCAGCGCGCCAUCCGCACCACGGCCAACAACUGGUCCUCGAUGCACGCCGACGUCAAGGCGCGCCGCGGCUCGACGGAAAUCGACUACAUCAACGGCUACGUAUCCGCCCUCGGCCGCGGCUACGGCGUCGAAACGCCCGCAAACGACCUCCUCACCAACCUCGUCAAACUCAAGACUGUCAAACUCACCGGUUCUUAG
Molecule: messenger RNA, 1875 nt
Organism: Pseudozyma flocculosa PF-1
Lineage: Eukaryota; Fungi; Basidiomycota; Ustilaginomycetes; Ustilaginales; Ustilaginaceae
Exons: 1
Coding region: 1-1875 (624 amino acids)
Cellular component (GO): mitochondrion; cytoplasm
Molecular function (GO): NADP binding; 2-dehydropantoate 2-reductase activity
Source: RefSeq, a predicted model, not a curated record